AUGCGUGUCAAGAACUUGCAUGACUACAGAUCCAAAAAAUGGACAAGCGGUUCACUUCAAGAGUUCAUCCCAAAUCAAUCGCCUUGUAACAGUGGAGUGUUUGCUAUCGAAGAUGUACAAAGAAUGAGUUUGAUUGACAUUCAUUUUGGUAAUAAUGAUAGGCACCAUGAGAACAUCUUGAAAUCCCAACACGGAGGCCGUUUAGAAUUGGAUGAAAUCAAUUCUGUUUUUCAUUACAAAAUCCGAACCAAGGUACUGAAAACGGGUGUUGCUAACAAAUAUGUUCCGACUGAUAUUGCAAGACUCAUGGUGAAAGCCUAUGAUGAUAAGAAAGAGAACUCAGAUUAG
Messenger RNA from Microthlaspi erraticum, 348 nucleotides. The record is from the annotation of a GenBank genome assembly. Lineage: Eukaryota; Viridiplantae; Streptophyta; Magnoliopsida; Brassicales; Brassicaceae.